Molecule: messenger RNA, 1809 nt
Organism: Diaporthe amygdali
Lineage: Eukaryota; Fungi; Ascomycota; Sordariomycetes; Diaporthales; Diaporthaceae
Product: pre-mrna-processing factor 31
Exons: 2
Coding region: 1-1809 (602 amino acids)
Biological process (GO): spliceosomal tri-snRNP complex assembly; mRNA splicing, via spliceosome
Cellular component (GO): precatalytic spliceosome; U4 snRNP; U4/U6 x U5 tri-snRNP complex
Source: RefSeq, a predicted model, not a curated record
AUGUCGACGCUCGUGGACGAGCUGCUCCAGGACUUCGAGGACUCAGGCUCCGAGGCUGGCGACGCGCCUAACGAGGACAAUUUCCUCGGAGCUGUCGAUGACGAUGUCGCCAAACAGGCGCAUAGAAAUGGCGACAUGGACUUGGACGACGAAGCCGACGAGGCAGAUGAGGAGAUGAAUGGCGUCGACACUAGCAAACAGGUCCCAGAGGACCCCGAGGAAGCCAAGGCCAGGGUCGAAAAGAUGCAGCUGAAGGAUGUCAACGACGUGCGGCAUGUUGCCGGUCUCAUGAAGACCUUGGAACCUGUUCUUGAGAGAAUCGCAUAUUUCCAAGCGCAACCACCAGAGGCGCGAGAUGCUAGCAUUGGCAACAUCGAGGACCACCCCGAGUACAACCUCUUAACCGAAUCGAAUCAACUAUCCACGUCUAUCGACAGCGAGAUUGUCCUCGUACACAAAUACAUCCGCGAUCACUACUCCGUACGGUUUCCCGAACUCGAGACGCUGAUUACGAAUCCUCUCGAAUAUGCCAAGGUCGUUGCAAUUCUGGGCAAUGGCCCUCUGGAUUCGGACAACGUCAAGACAUUGGAAACGUCCAAGAACAACAUUCUUAACUCUACGUUGAAAGAGGUACUUGAUGGCCCGUCUCUCAUGAUCGUGACAUUGGAGGCAACGAGAACGAACGGUCAAGAUAUGUCGGAGGCCGAACUUAGCCGGGUGAUGAGGGCUUGCAAGAUGGUUGUCGACCUGGAUAAGGCGAAGAGGACCCUUACGGAAUAUGUGCAAUCACGCAUGAACAUAUUCGCGCCAAACCUCACUGCUCUCGUGGAGUCUUUGACGGCGGCACAGCUCUUGAACGGAGCCGGAGGGUUGACCGGAUUGGCCAAGACACCCGCGUGCAAUAUCUCGGCCUGGGGAUCCAAAAAGCAACAAAACAGCGGCAUGGCUACAAAUGUCGCGGUCCGCCAGCAGGGCUUUCUUUACCACUCUCCGAUCAUCCGCGGUGUACCGAGCGACAUGAAGAAGCAGGCCAUGCGAAUAGUGUCUGCGAAGGUUGUCCUUGCCGCCAGGGUAGAUUGCGCACACUCCAGCCCGGACGGUUCGAUUGGCGAAGAUUUCAAACAAUCCUGUCUGGAGCGGCUCGACAAACUGCAAGAAAAGCCGCUGAGCAAGGGCCAGCGCGCGUUGCCUGUGCCAGAUGACAAGCCGAGCCGUAAGCGAGGAGGGCGACGCGCACGGAAGGCCAAGGAGGCCACGGCCAUGACCGAAUUGCGUAAGGCGCAAAACCGGGUGGCCUUCGGAAAGGAGGAGAAGGAAGCAGGCUACGGUGCAGGAGACUCUACCGUGGGCAUGGGCAUGAUCGGGCAAACAGACACUGGCCGGGUGCGUGGUACACAGAUCGACGCGCGCACCCGCGCGAAGCUCAGCGCGAAGAACAAGGGCUGGGGCGGCCUCGCGAGCUCGGUCACGGGUGGUGCGGCAUCAUCACUCAAAGGUUUCGGCCAGACAGCCGGUGGCCUCGAUCUCCGUGGCAGCGGAUUGCGGACAUCUGGCGUUGGGACUACAGUGGGCGGUGGCGGAACCAUGUCAUCUCUCAACUUCACGCCGGCGCAGGGCCUGGAGCUGGUAGACCCAAAGGUGCAGGCGGAGUUGAAGAGGAAACGGCAGGCCGAGGAAGAUCGUUGGUUCAAGGGCGGUACAUUCACACAGGUUGGCGGCGACAGCAGCAAGACGAGCAGCGACGGUGUUUUCAAAAAGCCAGCCUUGCCGCCUUCGAAGCGCGUUGACACUGGUGCGACGAAGAAGUGA